This is a messenger RNA of Urocitellus parryii (Arctic ground squirrel), 2580 nucleotides long. It is a transcript of the gene Polm, whose product is annotated as DNA polymerase mu. Lineage: Eukaryota; Metazoa; Chordata; Mammalia; Rodentia; Sciuridae. Gene Ontology annotation, biological process: double-strand break repair via nonhomologous end joining. Gene Ontology annotation, cellular component: nucleus. Gene Ontology annotation, molecular function: DNA-directed DNA polymerase activity; DNA binding. The record is from RefSeq and is a predicted model, not a curated record.
UUCCUUCUCUAGCCAGUUUUUGCCUGCUUUCCUUCUAUUGUCGCCCACUUUCCUUCAUUUUCGCUCUCCUUCCUUACGGCUAUCGGCCCCAUUUCUUCCUCUCAUAACCCGCGUAGGUGUCCAGAUGCUCCCGAAACGGCGGCGAGUGCGGGUCGGCUGUCCCGGUGGUGCUGUCACUUCCUCCACUUCGCCCUUAGUGCUGUUUCCCGGCGUCGCCAUCUACCUGGCUGAACCGCGCAUGGGCCGUAGCCGCCGGGCCUUUCUCACACGCCUGGCGCUGUCCAAGGGCUUCCGUGUCCUCGAAGUCUACAGCUCCGAGGUGACACAUGUGGUGAUGGAACAGACCUCAGUGAAGGAGGCCAUCUGCUGGCAGAAGCACAUGGCUGCUGCUCUCCCGUGCUGUCCCCACCCAGCUCUGCUGGACAUCAGCUGGUUCACAGAAAGCAUGGCAGCUGGGCAGCCUGUCCCUGUGGAGGACCGGCAUCGCCUGGAGGUGGUUGAGCCCAGGAAUGAGCCCCCAAGCCCAGUGUGGGUGUCARUUUAUGCCUGCCAGCGUCCCACACCCCUCACACACCACAAUACCAUCCUCUCGGAGGCCUUGGAGACUCUGGCAGAGGCAGCAGGCUUCGAAGGCAGUGAGGGCCGCCUCCUCUCCUUCCGCAGAGCAGCCUCUGUGCUCAGGGCCCUUCCUUGCCCUGUCACUUCCCUGAGUCAGCUGCAGGGGUUGCCUCACUUUGGAGAACAUUCUUCCAGGGUUGUCCAGGAACUGMUGGAGCAUGGAGCAUGUGAGGAGGUGGAGAGAAUUCGUUGCUCAGAGAGGUACCAAACCAUGAAGCUCUUCACCCAAAUCUUUGGGGUUGGGGUGAAGACUGCCAACCGCUGGUACCAGGAAGGGCUGCGAACCCUGGAUGACCUCCGAGGACAACCUCAGAAACUGACCAAGCAGCAGAAAGCAGGGCUCCAGCACCACCAGGACUUAAGCACUCCAGUUGGACGGCCUGAUGCUGAGGUUCUGCAGCAACUGGUAGAGGCAGUCGUGGGCCAGGUCCUGCCUGGGGCCACUGUCACGCUGACUGGUGGCUUUCGAAGGGGCAAGUUACAGGGCCAUGAUGUGGACUUCCUUAUCACCCACCCUGAGGAGGGCCAGGAGGCGGGGUUGCUGCUGAAAGUGAUGUGCCACCUGCAGAGCCAGGGCCUUAUCCUGUAUCAUCAGCACCAAGCCAGCUGCUUAGAGACCCCUACUCACCUUGUCCAGCGGAGCCACACCAUGGAUGCCUUUGAGAGGAGUUUCUGCAUCUUCCGCCUGCCUCAACCCUCAGGAGCUGCCUUGGGGGGUGUCCUGAAGCCUUGCUCAGCAUGGAAAGCUGUGAGGGUAGAUCUGGUGGUUGCUCCCAUCAGCCAGUUCCCUUUUGCUCUGCUUGGCUGGACUGGCUCUCAGCUUUUUGAGCGGGAACUGCGCCGAUUCAGCCGGAAAGAGAAGGGACUGUGUCUGAACAGCCAUGGACUGUUUGACCCAGAGCAGAAGACAUUUUUCCAUGUGGUUUCCGAAGAAGACAUCUUCAGACACCUGGGCCUCAAGUACCUUCCCCCAGAGCAGAGAAAUGCCUGAUCCAGCCCAUCUGCCCUCACUCCUCUUAGGAAACGGGGGGCUGCUGGACACUUUUGAAUAUCUCCAGGCAGAAGAUACGCUGCCACGCCAUAUCCUCAUCUCCAAGUGGAAGAGUCUUUACCUGUGGGAGCGUCUGUGAGGCGGGGCCUUCCUCACACUCCAGCCUUAUAGCUGUGUGAUCAUGGUCAGCAUUCAGCCUCCCCAGGCCUCAGGUUCCCACCUGGGUCAGGAAAUCUGAGCAGUACUCAAGUCAUGGAGCUGUGGCAGAGCCAGCAGUCCCAGUGCGGCAAUUGAGGUGUGGUUGCGUGUCUUCUAUAGGGCACCCCACUCAGUUGCCCAGAAGAGAACCGUGUAUCCCUGCCCUGCACUUGAGCCAUGAGGUGGAAGCUGUAGUUCUUGCUCUUAGGAGUCCUCUGUGGAGGUGAAAACGGGUAUGCUGCAAUCACCUGGAAUGAGUGAAGGUCCAAGUCAAGAGAACUUCCAAUGCUGAGAUUUUGGCACUGCAGCCCCUACCCUGCUUCUGCCUUUAAGUCCUAUACUCUCCCUACUUCAAAACAAGUCACACCCUGCCACUUCUUGCUCAUAGUCCUGCGGCAUUCCAAACCCCAAAAUCCUYAUGUGAUCCCCUAGGGUUCUAGCAUUUCUGCCACCCCUGCCAACCUCAUCUGCACUCUUCUUUCAAUACCCCCCGCCCCAUCCCUCAUUUGCUUCCUGUUUCACUGUUUCCUACUGAUGUGCUCAGACCCCAUGUCUCUGACUCCCUCCCCUUUCUGAGGCAGAAACACUGAAAUGGGCUGGACAYACAGGUGUCCUGUGUGUUCCCUGAUCUCCUGCAGGGCCUUUGCCUUCGCCACUCUUUGCCUCCUUCAGGACUUGACUCAAGGUCAUCUUGUUAGUCACAGCUUCCCAGACCACUCACCACAUCACAAAGUGUUUUUUAAAUUAACAUGCAAUAAAAUGGUAUCUUUUAA